GAUUCCAUGCAAAUUCAUAUUCAACUCCUAUUCCAAUGGCGAAGAGUACUAGAGUUCUUAACAUAGUUUUCUUUAUUUUAUUGAGUAUAGGAAUAUGUUCAGCUGCAAGAACCCUCAUUGGUCUUGAUGUUGGUGUUGGGGUCGGGGUUGGCGUUAAUGUUGGUGGCGGUGGAGGAGGUUCCGGUGGAGGUGGUGGUAGUGGAGUUGUAGCUGGCGACCAUGGUGGUUAUGCCGGUGGAAGUGGUAGUGGUGAAGGUGGUGGUAGCGGAUAUGGUGCUGGAGGAGCACCAGGAGGUGGAUACGGAGGUGGAGGUGGUGGAGGCAGUGGUGGUGGCGGUGGUGCUGCUGCUGGUGGUGGAGCACAUGGUGGGGGUGAAGGAGGUGGAAGUGGUGGCGGAUAUGGUGGUGGAGGUGGCCACGGAGGUGGUGGUGGAGGUGGUUCAGCAUCAGGGGGGGCUGGUGGAGCAUCAGGUGGUGGAUACGGAGGUGGUGAAGGUGCCGGUGGCGGUGCAGGUGGAGCUCAUGGAGGAUCAGGAGGAUAUGGUGGCGGUGGUGGUGGUGGAGCUGGUGGAGGUGGAGCGACUGCCGGUGGAGGACAUAGUGGUGGAUCUGGUGCAGGUGAAGGAGGUGGAAGUGGUGGCGGAUACGGUGCUGGUGGAGCUCCAGGUGGCGGAUAUGGUGGUGGAGGCGGCCACGGAGGUGGUGGUGGAGGUGGUUCAGCAGGCGGAGCUGGAGGAGCAUCAGGUGGCGGAUACGGAGGUGGUGAAGGUUCUGGAGGUGGUGCAGGCGGAGCUCAUGGAGCAGGAGGAUAUGGUGGCGGUGGUGGAGGUGGAGCUGGAGGUGGAGGAGCCUAUGCCGGUGGUGAAGGGGGUGGACAUGCAGGUGGAUAUGGUGGUGGUGAAGGGGGUGGAUCCGGACAUGGUGGCGGCGGCUAUGCCCCUUGAGAGCUAUAUUCUUAUCUAUACUAUUAAAAAUAACAUGGUCAAAUUGUGAUAAGCAGAUGUCUACUGCAUGAAAGCAAACUAAGAUUGUUGCAGCAAGAGAAGUGCUCUUAAUCUAUGGGCGCGCUUCUUUUUUAAAAUUUUAAUGUAAGAAAUAUGUUUAAUCAAAGAUGUGUUGUACAAUAUAUUAAAUUGGUGCAUUUAAUGUAUGAAAAUGUCUUGGCCAA
This is a messenger RNA of Capsicum annuum, 1168 nucleotides long. RefSeq names its product glycine-rich cell wall structural protein 1.8. The coding region runs from base 36 to 944 and encodes 302 amino acids. The transcript has a single exon. Lineage: Eukaryota; Viridiplantae; Streptophyta; Magnoliopsida; Solanales; Solanaceae. The record is from RefSeq and is a predicted model, not a curated record.